This is a messenger RNA of Cercocebus atys (sooty mangabey), 996 nucleotides long. Its product is annotated as serpin B3-like. Gene Ontology annotation, molecular function: serine-type endopeptidase inhibitor activity. Gene Ontology annotation, biological process: negative regulation of endopeptidase activity. The transcript is spliced from 2 exons. NCBI's taxonomy places the organism in Eukaryota, Metazoa, Chordata, Mammalia, Primates, Cercopithecidae. The record is from RefSeq and is a predicted model, not a curated record. The coding region runs from base 18 to 557 and encodes 179 amino acids.
CAUACAAGUCUGUAGAGAUGAUGAGGCAAAACAAGUCCUUCAAUUUUGCCUUGCUGGAGGAUGUACAGGCCAAGGUACUGGAAAUACCAUACAAAGGCAAAGAUCUAAGCAUGAUUGUGCUGCUGCCGAAUGAAAUCAAUGGUCUGCAGAAGCUUGAAGAGAAACUCACUGCUGAGAAAUUGUUGGAAUGGACAAGUUUGCAGAAUAUGAGAGAGGCACAUGUGGAUUUACACUUGCCUCGGUUCAAAGUGGAAGAGAGCUAUGACCUCAAGGACACGUUGAGAAACAUGGGAAUGGUGGAUCUCUUCAAUGGGGAUGCAGACCUCUCAGGCAUGACCGGGAGCCGCGGUCUCGUGGUAUCUGAAGUCCUGCACAAGGCCUUUGUGGAGGUCACUGAGGAGGGAGCGGAGGCUGCAGCUGCCACCGCUGUAGUAACAGGGUUUUCAUCACCUCUUUUAACUAAUGAAGAGUUCCAUUGUAAUCACCCUUUCCUAUUCUUCAUCAGGCAAAAUAAGACCAACAGCAUCCUCUUCUUUGGCAGAUUCUCAUCCCCUUAGAUGUAAUUAGUCUGUCACUCCAUUUGGAAAAUGUUCACCUAGAGGUGUUCUGGUAAACUCAUUGCUGGCAACAACAGAUUCUCUUCACUCAUAUUUCUUUUCAACCUCAUAGUCAUCAUCAAGAAUUUAAUGAUUGAAAUAGUAUGCCUUUCUUUCUUUCUCUUUAUAAGAACACAUAUAAACCUACUUUUUCUUCCAGAAGAAUUCUCCGUGAGGAAAAAUGUUCGAGAUGCGAUGAAUAAUUUAAUACUGUAUCUUCUAAAUUUGAAAUGUAAUUCUGUUUGUGACCUGUUUUAAAUGAACCAAACCAAAUCAUACUUUCUCUUCAGACGUAACAACCUAGAAACCCACAUUUCUUUGAAUUUAGGUGAUACCUGAAAUCCUUCUUACGUUUCUAAAUUUUGUGAUUCUAUAAAAUACAUCAUCAAUAAAAUAAUGA